GCCUUCUUUUUUUUUUUUUUUUUUUUUGUUUGUUUAUUUUCAUUUUUUCGCUGGUUUCCCGUUUGCCCUCCAUCAUUUUAGUUUAAUUUCUUGAUCUAAUCUCUUGAAAGUUGAGUUUAGUUUUAGUGAGAAUUUGCCAGUACCAUGCAGCUACUUAUUGAUUCAGUGCGUAAAACAAAUUGCGGAGUGUUGUUCUUUCUCUCACUGGUUAGUUGUUUGGUUUGGUAUGGAUGUGUUGCUUCUUGGCGAUUGAGAAGGGUUCAGUCCCAUUUAGCAUGGAAGAAUCUAAAAUGAGGGGGAGUUUACAUUUUCUGCUGUUUAUAAGUCUAAUUGAAUUGCCAUACGAUCCCUAACAAAGUAUGAUUGAAGUAAAUCAUAACGUGGCUAAUUAUUGGUGGGAAUUUAACAAAGGGGCUGAGAAAAUUUGUUGGAGCGCUGUCUGUGUAGAGUGUAGAUCUAUAAGAGGAGGGUGUUAUGGGAUUUAGAAGUAUAGCUCUUUUCAGGUAAGUUAUGAUGGUGUCGGCUUGACCAAAUUAGGGAUUGUUGAACCACCCUGGAAUUUUGCAAAAAAUUGUUCUGAAGGGGAAAUUCUUCUACUGAAAGCUCCUUUAUGGAGACCAAGCUAGACAGUAGACCUUCAUUUUCUCUGAGAAGCCUGUUACUGGAAAAGAUGGUGUAUGGGAGGAAUUUGAAUGGGAAAUGGUCAUAGUUUAUAAGGAUAGGUGAAUGCUAAGGGAACAAAUGUUUAAAUUGUCUCACCCCCAAGCUCCACCAAAAUAAAAAUGGUCAUUUUUAUCAAUGUGAUCGUGUUUUCAUCUCCAAAUUUAUAGGGAAUUAGAUAACCUAGCCCAGCUAGUUUAAUUAGGCUUUUGUCUAGUCUAGAUUGAUUUGGCUAAAAUAAGUGGACUUGUGAGUUGGUCUAUGAUUCUACAAGAAUAAUUUGAAUGUACUUGAAUAAACCCCAAUUGUUAAUUACAGGAUAUUAUUUUUCUACUUCUGAUAAAAUUAUUUAUGCAUCUCUAUCAUUUUACGUAGUGGCUAUUUUAAACUUUAUAACUCUAAACAAUUUUUUCAAAAAAUAUCGAAGACUGUUUUAUCUAUUUAUAAUUGAUUGGAGCGUUCUAACUGUAAGUGCAUCUCGACUAGUUUCUUGGGUUUUGAUCAUGAUUGCCAUUUACUUGGGAUAUCAAUUAUCUUAAGAGUUGCCUAAUAUUGAAUAAUGUAGUAGGAUGGAUUAGAUUUUGUUAAAUUUGACAUUGAGACUACUAUUUGUAAUUUUGUGGAUGAAACUAAAUAAAUAAAUUCUUAAGGGGUUGUUUGUUUGACUCGUGGUUACAAAAACACUAGUUUGUAGUGUCUGGGGAUAAGAAGCCUAGGUUUAUAUACUAAAUGUUUUGAUUGUACAUUAUAAUGAAUUAUGGAAAAGGAAGUUUGUGUAGCACGUGUUCGGUUAAUGUGUUUUUUAUUUGAAAAAAAUUAGUUUGUACUAUGAAAGGAAGAGUUUAUGUCUUUGUAACAUGGGUUUUUGUAGUUCAUGGGAUUUGCAAACUUCUAACUUGGGAGUUGGGAUAAGUAAACACGUUUACCAAACAUACAUGUUGGUGCAGUCUCUUAAUCUUGGGCAAUUCAUACCCAACCCAUGAGCUGAACUUUUCGUAAAAAACUGUCUUUUCAUUCACUAUUUUCAUUAAACAAUACUGGAAAUGAUCAACUUCAAUUAUUUGAGCUAACCCGACCUAAAUAUUCUUUGAUUGGAUCGGGUCCAUUACCUCGCUGAGUCAUUUGAAUAGGACAAAGUUGCAAUCGAAGGUAUUGGGUUGAGUUCAAGGAAGUGAUGGAUCCAUGAACAGGCAGUGCAAGAUUCAAGAUAUCUACUUGAAUGGAUCACAAAGUACAGUAUAUGAUGGAGAGACGAGCUAUCAAAGUGCGUAAGAUUGUGCUGGUGUUCAGUUAUCUGUUGAGUUUGGUUCCUCUCAGAUUUAAUACUAAUGCCUCAAUUAGAAAAGACCUAAAUUGAGCUGGUGUUGGCAUGACAAUUGAAAACAUCAAAAGGAAUUUGAUGCAACAUCAACAUGCAUGCAAAAUCCUGCAGGUGACAGGUGUAGAAAUUGCUGAACGUAGAGCAUUAAAGAAAGGAAUUACUUUAGCCCUGGGAUCGAAUUGUUUCUGUGGUGCUUGAAUGGGAUUCCUAUUUCCACUAUUUGAAGUUGCAAGGAGAGGAUGAACUGGAACAGGAGUUGCAACUGAUCAUCUGAGAAAUCAAAGAAAUCAACAACAGGGUCAGAGUUGUUACCUUCUCUUUGAUGCACAUAAAAGGGAAUGGGUCUACCUAUGAGCUUGCUAAGUGCUGCUAGUAGUGAUGAUGGACGGAAAAUCCAUGUUGGUGAUUGUGCUCUUUUCAAGCCACCUCUAGAUUCUCCUCCUUUUAUUGGAAUUAUACGUUCACUGAAGUCAGACAAGGAGACUAAUUUAAGGUUAGAUGUGAAUUGGCUUUACCGACCUGCUGAUGUGAAGCUCCCAAAAGGAUUAUCAUUAGAUGCUGCGCCAAAUGAGAUCUUUUACUCAUUUCAUAAAGAUGAGAUACCUGCCGCAUCAUUGCUUCAUCCAUGUAAAGUUGCAUUCCUCCGCAAAGGCGUUGAACUUCCAUCAAGCAUUUCCUCAUUUGUGUGCAGAAGAGUGUAUGAUACUGAUAACAAGUGUUUAUGGUGGUUAACUGAUAGAGAUUAUAUUAAUGAGCGUCAAGAAGAAGUAGAUCAACUAUUAGAAAAGACAAGGCUAGAAAUGCAUGGGGUGGUGCAGUCUGGAGGCCGUUCACCAAAGCCCUUGAAUGGUUCAAUUCCAGCCGUGCAGCCAAAAUCUGGUUCAGAAAAUAUACCAAAUAGUUCCUUUCUCACUUCUCACGUUAAAAGCAAGAAAAGGGAACGGGGUGAUCAGGGGUCUGAACCCACUAAGAGAGAGCGAUUAUUUAAAGCAGAAGAGGGGGAAUUCGGUCAAUUUAGAUUAGAAAGUACGCUAAAGAAUGAGAUUGCAAAAAUUACUGAUAAAGGAGGACUUACUGACUUUGAGGGGGUUGAAAAAUUUGUCAAACUUAUACAACCUGACAGUUCUGGUAAGAAAAUAGACUUGGCUGAUCGAGUGAUGAUUGCUGAUGUUAUAGCAGUCACUGAUAGGUUUGAUUGUUUAGGAUGGUUUUUGCAGCUCAGGGGUUUGCCUGUAUUAGAUGAAUGGCUUCAAGAAGUUCACAAGGGAAAAAUUUGUGAUGGUAAUGGCAUGAAAGGAAGUGAUAAAACUGUCGAGGAUUUUCUUUUGGCUCUACUUCGUGCCCUGGACAAACUUCCUGUGAAUCUCAAUGCUCUUCAGACUUGCAAUGUAGGCAAGUCUGUGAAUCAUUUACGUACUCAUAAGAACUCUGAAAUUCAGAAGAAAGCAAGAAGUUUGGUAGAUACGUGGAAGAAACGUGUGGAAGCUGAGAUGGAUGUUAAUGAUGCAAAGUCUGAAUCCAGUCGGGGUGUCUCAUGGCCUUCUAAAUCUGGGCCUUUAGAAGUUUCUCAAGUAGGGAGCAGAAAAGCUGGGGGAUCUGGUGAUGAUGGCCUAAAGAGCUCUACACAUCCUAACACGUUUAAACAUUCCCAAGCUAAAUUUGCUCCCACUGAAAUGGUUGGCAAAUCAUCUGCAUCACCAAUCAGCACGAAGUCUUCUUCAACCAUGAGUGCUUUAUCAAAGGAUUAUAACUUUAAAACACUAAUUGCUGGAAACUCAGAUCUUCCCUUGACUCCUAUAAAGGAGGAAAGGAGCAGCGGUUCAAGUCAGUCCCAAAAUAACAGUCAGUCUAGUGAUCAUGCAAAAACUGUGGCAUCUUCAUGCAAAGAAGACACUAGGAGCUCAAAUUCUGGUUCAGGAAGUGUUAGCAAAGUUUCUAGUGGUGCUUCUCGCCAUCGGAAAUCUAGCAAUGGUAUUCACUUGAAUAGUCUCACAGGAACACAGAAGGUAUCGGGGUCUGGAAAACUUAAUGCCGUAAAUAAGAGUUUGACUACCGAAAAGGCCUCUACUGCAUCACAUGAGAAGUCUCCAGAUGUGUCACUUGUUGAACAUGGAUAUAGUCGACUUGUUGUAAAGUUGCCAAACGCCUGCAAAAGUCCAGUUGGAACUACUAGGCUUGUCACUGAAGAUCAAGUUGUUUCAUGUCACAAAGGAUCUCUUCACGAUGAGGUAGGUGAUAAUCGCGAUAAGAAAGCUAAAGGCAGAAGUGAUUUGCUUGGAGCUGGUUUUGCAACUGAAGUGCACUCAGAUCAGUGCCAUAAGAAGGAUCAAUUUCUCAGCUCAGAGGAGGGUAAAGAGGUAGCUGCUAGCAAUGAAAGAUGCAGGCUUGCUGAAGCCAAUGAAGGGCAAUCAGAAACCACUGCUUCUUUGACUGGAAUUAUAUCUAGACCGGGAAAAACUUAUGAUACUUCUCUAAGCUCCAUAAAUGCCUUGAUUGAAAGCUGUGUUAAAUUUUCCGAAUCUAAUACAUCACCAUCACCAGGGGAUGUUGUAGGGAUGAAUCUUCUUGCUAGUGUGGCUACUGGGGAAAUAUCUAAAUCUAAUAAUGCGUCUCCAUUGGAUUCUCCUCAGGAACGAUCACCUAUGGCAGAAGAAUCUUCUGCUGGCAAUGACGGACAAUUGAAAUUUUUGCCUGAAGAGAAUAAAUGUGAUGAAGUUGAUGCUAAUGGUGGGGCUGGCGGUCACUCAUCUUCUGAGCCUAUUGGCAGCAAUAACAUAUUGCAUGAUAGAAAUGGAUCUCAUCCUGUCUCGACCUCAGCUGACUCUUCUAGAGAUGGAAGAACUGUUGCAUUUGGCUGUUCAAGGGACGGUAUUAUGCCAUCUAAUGGUCAGCCAAACAUGGAGAGGACACCUUCAAAGUGUGAUUUAAAACCCGAUGCUGAAGUAUGCAAUACCUCCAUAGCUGUUGGUUCUUCACAUAGUGCAGAAGAAGGUAAUACAGAGACUGAUGAAACAAAUCAGCUUUCUGAGCAAAAUGAACUAGGACAAUCAAGGCCCCUUGAAGUGGAAGGUAGUAGUUUACCUGACUCAUUAUCGGAAGAGGGUGCCCAACUCCUUGAAAAUGAAAAAGUGGAUCAAACUGAUGACAGAAUGACAGAUAAUGGAGUAGUUUUGAAAUCAGAAGUAACUGCAGCAGCUCUUGAAGUGGAAAAGCAAGUGGAUGAAAAGACAUCUUGUUUAUCUUCUCAGUUGAGUGGCAGUGAUGUUCAGACUCAUGGCAACUUAAAUAGUGGCAGUGGAUUUGAAGAGAAACUGUCAUCUACACCUGAGAUUCGUGACUCUCAGGAGGGAAAGAUUGAGACUGCUGUGAUGUUUCCUGAUGCCAAUCCUUUUGAUGCAGAAUUGAAGGAUAAGAAAUCUAAUAUUGUGAAUUCAGAAAUUCAUGUUAAUCAGAUUGGGAAACAAACACUGAUUCAGGGUCCUCUAUCAGAUCGAAAAGAUGAUUGUGCAGUGCAGGACUUGGGAAGAACAGAUGACAUUAAUAAUUGUUGUGGUAGGGUUCCUAUGCACGUGGAAUCUCCCGCCAUACCCUUACCAGAAAAUGAUCAGGGUGAGAAAUUAAGUUUAAAUGUUCCCGAGUUGGCUGGAACCAAAGACCAUGUCACUAGUGCAAAUCCUUCAUUUUCUGCUCCAAGGUCAGAUGCUGUGGUAAGGCUAGACUUCGAUCUAAAUGAAGGUUGUUCUGCUGAUGAUGGGACACAAGAUGAGAUUAUUGGAAGUUCCUCUGCUGUUCAGCUGCCCAUAAUAUCACCUUUCUCAAUCCCUUCAGCAUCAGAAAGCUUCCCUGUUUCAAUUACUGUGGCUUCUGCUGCAAAAGGAUCAGUUGUCCCACCAGCGAACUCCCUAGCAAACAGAGUUGAACUUGGAUGGAAGGGUUCAGCUGCUACAAGUGCUUUUCGCCGGGCAGAACCACGGAAGAAUCUCGAAAUGCCACUCAGUUUGAGUGAUGUACCUCCUGUUACCACCACUAGCAAGGAGGGGCGCCCGCCUUUGGACUUUGACCUGAAUGUGCCAGACCAGAGACUCCUAGAAGAAGUUACUUUGUCGAAUAUACCACAGAAAGCAAGUGUUGAAUCUGGGCCUAGUGAUCGAGGUGGUGGACUUGAUCUUGAUUUGAAUAAAGUUGAUGAAAGUCAUGAUGUAGUAGGCCCAUGUUCUGUGAGCAAGAGUAGGUUGGAGCUCCCCAUGUCAAGUAGGCCAUUUGUUUCUGGUGGAUUAGGGAAUUGUGGAUUCAGUGUCUCCAGAAACUUUGAUUUGAACAAUGGUCCUUCCCUUGAUGAAAUGGGGGCAGAAACAGUACCUCUCAGUCAGCAGAAUAAAAGCUACAUGCCAUUUUCAUCACUUCUCCCUGGAAUGAAGGUGAACUCUGGAGAAAUUGGGAACUUCUACUCUUGGUUUCCUCAGGGGAACUCGUAUUCAGCAUUAACAGCGAUCCCAUCAGUCUUGCCAGGUCGAGGAGAACAAAGUUAUGUUCCUGCUGCCGUUUCUCAGAGAGUAUUUGCUCCCCCGACAGGCACUGGCUUUGCUGCUGAAAUUUAUCGUGCACCAGUGCUUUCUUCCUCUCCUGCUUUGGCAUUUCCACCUGCUAACUCCUUUACUUAUUCUGGGUUCCCUUUUGAAACUAGUUUUCCUAUACAAUCGAACGCAUAUUCAGGUUGUUCAACAUCGUACAUGGAUUCAUCCUCUGGCUGUUCGCCUGGAUUCCCUACCAUUACUUCUCAUUUAUUAGGACCGGCUGGGGUAGCCCCUACCCCUUAUUCAAGGCCCUUCAUCAUGAGCUAUCCAAGUGGCAGUGGUAAUGUUGGUCCUGAGAUUGGAAAAUGGGGAAGCCAGGGUUUGGAUCUUAAUGCAGGUCAUGGGAUUAUAGAUAAAGAAAGAAUUGAUGAAAAAUUGCCUAUAGCAUUGAGACAACUUUCAGUUCCCAGCUCAAAACCUUUUGCUGAUGAGCAGCUCAUGAUGUUUCAGAUGGGUGGUACACACAAGAGAAAAGAACCUGACAGUGGCUUAGAUGGUGCCGAUAGGUUUAACUACAAACAACAAUGAGUGAGGGCAGUAGCAUUUCCUUGUGGUCACCAACCAAGUCCUGGCCAAAAAAGUACAGACCGAGAAAAAAGAGACAGUAUUUACAUGCAAUAGUGGAACAAAUAAUCAAAGACUGUUUUAGGGCUCGUACUGUUCCCUCUCAAAUGUUGCAGCAACAUUAAUGGUUCACUUUCAGGCAGCUGUAUUUUUCUCUCUGGCGGACACAUCUCGACCGAUUCAAGCAGGCAAGGUUUCGUUUGUAAAUAUCUAACUUUAAUAGAAGCAUAAGGAAGUUGCUGUCUAGAAAGCUGAUGAAUGGUGCGUCCAUCGGAUGAUUUCCCAUUCAUUUGAUACACUCUCGAGCCAAAUCCUUUCUCAAUCCUCCCCUUCACCUUCGGAACAGAACUGGAUGUAAGGACUUUUUUGAGGUUGUGGCCGGCAAUUGUCAAAUGAUACUCAAGCUGUGUUCUUCCCUUACAUAUGUAGUUAUUACUUCAUUCUUACUGUUAGGUUCUUUUUACACUCCUUUUUAUUGAUAGUAAUACACAGGCCCCUUUUCUCUCUUGGUCAUGAACUGUUUUUCUCACAUAAUUUUUUUCCUUUACAAAUCGAAAUUGAAAACGAAAGCAGAAUCCCCCUUCCCAA
This is a messenger RNA of Benincasa hispida (wax gourd), 7707 nucleotides long. Lineage: Eukaryota; Viridiplantae; Streptophyta; Magnoliopsida; Cucurbitales; Cucurbitaceae. The record is from RefSeq and is a predicted model, not a curated record.